Lampris incognitus (smalleye Pacific opah) is the source of this 2626-nucleotide messenger RNA. RefSeq lists its product as uncharacterized. The coding region runs from base 557 to 2227 and encodes 556 amino acids. The transcript has 4 exons. Lineage: Eukaryota; Metazoa; Chordata; Actinopteri; Lampriformes; Lampridae. The record is from RefSeq and is a predicted model, not a curated record.
UGUCGAUGCAACAUCAGAUACCAGUUUCUGCUUCUUGAUUCAUAAUGAUAUUUGAAAGAAUCCCCUCCAGAGCCAGCAUCAAGUCUCGACAAGUGUAUUUGUGAUAUGCUGGAAGACAACGUCAAUCCUCGGGCCAUGAAAGGGAUUACGUUUUUCCAGAGAAGCGAGAUUUGAAGACCCACUACACGCAGCGGGACGACAACGACCCAUGACUCGUACUCCGGAUUACAUUUGAGCGAGGUUGAGAGGAACAGUUACGGGACUGUUGUAGUUUGACCACAUCACAACAUUAAGAGUUGUUAUUGAAAGAAGACAGGCAUGGGUGGAGGACAGAAAAUGGACGAGAUAACAACAGACUGAGAGGGACCACAAGCCAUCGACAGAGAUUGCCAUCCUGGGUCCAGUAUUGUCUCAGCCAUCUUGAUACGGAAUCCUCUGGAUAAUUCAGAAGCCUCUCCCUCUCUCGUGUGUGACUGUGAUAGAAAGAGCGAGAGAGAGAGCGAGAGAGAGAGAGAGAGAGAGAGGGGAGUUGCUGAGCUCACUCACCACACCCACCAUGCCGGGUCCUGCUGCUGUCAAUGCAGUGGCUGUGGCUGGCUGGCUGCUGGCCGCCCUGGGCCCGUGUCUGUCUCUUCCAGCUGAGGACAGCGCCGAGCCGGGCUUCUCCCUCUGCAGCCACUGCUUCUACAGACAGAAGCCCCCCCAGGGAGCCUCUGCAGGGGCACUGCUGCGCCCCCUCUGCCACAGCCUACCCAGGGGACAGGCAUUUGCAACGCUCUACAAUCCGACCUGUGACACGGCUGCCUACUCUGCAUUCCAUCUCAGCCACGGAUGGACAGAGAGAGGGGGAGAGGAGGGAGAAGAGCUGGUGGUGAUAAAGAACGAGGCUGAUGAUGUUCAAGUGUUAGUCCCAGCUCUUCUCCAAGGAGUUGGGAGUGAAUCUCGGAUCGCUUCUCCUACAAACACCCCUCCUCAACGUUGGGACCUGUCAGUGGCAGAAGUGGUCCGGUCAAUCCUCAUUCCAGACUGUAACUCUCUAGGAGGCGAUCUCUACAUACUGACAGGGGCGGGAGGACUAGGGGCCGCUGAAGGUGGAGAUGCAGCAUGCAGGGCCAAGUUUCUUUGGUCUGCAGUGUGCUGCACUGUCUCAGAAGAGGAGGGGGGCUUCAGCAUAGGGUUAGUGAGAGAGGAAGGGGAAGGGGAAAGGGAUGUUAGUGUUAAGGAGCUGGAGGAGAUGCUUGGAGUAUCAGAACUGUUUUCUGAAGGGUGCACGGGAACGCACAGGGAGAUUAAGGCAGGCGAAGCGAGGCUUCUCAGGGAGGCGUUGUCUGGAAACGUGGAGAAGCUGGAUCCAGAGGCUUCUAGUCAAGAUGCAAAUGAGAAUGUUGGUGAAAGUGCUGAGGCACCCGUCGCUAAGGAACAAGUGGCCAGUAAUGAAGCUGAGCCAGAGGAGGUUCGAAAUGCAGAUGUCACACGGGAAACUUCUUCAGUGACCUCAGAGGGCACGCUUGAAGAGCAGAGUGACACGACACACUCGGAGGCUGCCAACUCAGAGUUUCUUCAGUCUUCGGAUGACAAUGAGAUGAAGGCUGCGGCAGAGACAGACACAGAGACCAGCAGCACUCUGGUCUGGAUUAUCUACUCCACCUUAUCCUUACUGACCACUCCACUCCGCCUUGUCGUAUCCGCCAUCACACAGUUGCCUGGACAGGUGACCUACAUUCUUCAGGAGGACCUGGGAGUUCUCUCUGUGCUACCUGGAGACACCUUCUCCCUCUUCCACCUCAUAACCUCUGACCUUGUAUCUGGGUUGGGCUCAGCCGUGGACAUGCUGCUGGGCCUGGGGGAGACCUGCUUCUCUUGCGUCUACCACUGCACCUCCUCUAUGUUGGAAGCUCUGCUCACUAGCUGCCAGACGGGGGUCACAGGUGUGGGGGUCUUAGCCAGUGACACAGUGGGGAUAUUUUCCGGGGCAGUGGACAAUGCUUGGUGGGUGACCAGCUUCUUUGGGGGGCGACUGUGGGAACAAAGCGAGGGGUAUGUAGGAACACUGGUGUCAGAGAUGGGAGGUCAAGCGAAAACUGUGGGCGGAGGACUCGGGAGCCUGGCGUGGCGAAGUGGAAAUGGGGUGGGGAAUGUGGUGGGGCUGGUUUCGGGGUUGAUAAUGGGGGCUGCGGAUAUGGUAUUUGGUGCAGUAAGGGGGGCCUUUGGGCAGGAGUCAGAAUGAUGCCAAGUAAAGAAUCUAGACUCCAGAUAGGACGGCUUUAAGAAAAAACAUAGAAACAAGGAAAACAAUACAAAGUUUGACAGAGACUACUGAAAAGAUGUCUCAGUCGUUGUAGAAAUAGUACCACACAAAUGCUGCAACACCUUUUUUUAAUGUGAUUCCGUUAUACAUUGGUUUGCCGGACAAUUUGCCCUACACUUGUUUAAAAAAACUAGCUAGUCCAAAGUAAUUACCAGAGAGGUUAAACAGGUAACACUGCGAUUCUAAAAACUGGGUUUAGUUUCAGCUUUAUUAUUGCUGUUGUAACAAAGCUUUUGGGAAUAAAUGCUUUGGUCAGCUCUUGUAUGAAAAAUGUUUGCUUCUGUAUUUUCAAUUAAAAGAGGUUGCUGAUUUAUCAUA